AACGUCAAAGACUUACGUUUGCAAAACAUGAACUUUUUCAAUAAAAUCAAUGAUAAAAACGUUGGUUUUGAGUAUGUUUUGUGGUGCUGAUGUUGCUAUUCAAUUAAUAUUUACAACGAACUUUCUUAGGCAUAGCCUUCGCGUUUUAAAAGACUGUAUAGAAACGUCAAAGAAACACGAUGUGUUAUUACAUGAAAUACAGACAAACUCGAAGAUUCCUCGCCUUUCUACAUUAAUAGGCUAAAAAGCACACUUUAGCAAGAUCAUCUGAUUACAAUAAACUUUAUGAUAAACUUUCAUAUACAAAGUUCAAAAAAGAUACUCGUGUUUUAUAGAGCAACAAGAAUUGUGUACUACACUCUGUUAAAUUAAAGAAAGGAAAUUUCUACAGUUUAAAGCAUAUUAUUUAUUUUUAACUUAUACAAGGACAUAUAUAUUCGUGAAUUGUUUAAAAAAAAAAAAAGAGAACUUUUCCUUUGCUAAACAUUGUUUCAAACAAAACAAACCCUUUAGCACUAUUAGGCAUAAUUUAUAUCUACCUGAAGCAAGAAACACUUGAAGUCUUGCAGUAAUAGUAGAUACAUAUUGGAAACCUCUAAGAAACUUAUAAAUGUUUUAAUUAAACUACAUAAGGACAUCAAAGUUUUUGACAAAUGGACUUUUUAAUCUUUUACCACAGUGACUUUAAAUCGGAUUUCAUGUGCAAUCUUCUGAACUUUUCUUCUUGUAUAUCAAAAAUGUUACUACAUUAUUUCCUACCGUAAAAGGUUUAAAGGCGCCAGAACUGCAUUGGCUUCAUACAAGAAAGCCCGAAAAAUCCAGAAAUACAAAGCCUGGAUGACGGGACAAGUGACAACAUACUUUUGAGCAUUAGUGAAAGUGAAUAUCAAAUAAAAAGUGAAAUUAUGGACAAUAAUACGGACGGAGACAACUUAAAUCUGAGCUGUGGAGAAAAUGAUAUAGUAGAUGAAUUAAAAAUUGCUGCAGAUGAAACUUAUGAUACACGCAGUGAGGUUUCAUCCAGUAGUUCAAAUUCUGAUUCUAGUCAACCCAGUAUAAGUUCUGUCUCAACAAAAUCCUCACGUGGAGAUAAUAAACGAAAUCGGAAAAAUAGAGGGAAGCGUGCUAGAUCAAGAGAUUCUAAAUCUUCUAGUCCUGAAACAAAACGUGCAAGAUCCAAGGAAAGUAAAGGAAUUGCUAAAAGUUAUGAUUAUGCUACAAAAUUAAAUUACUUAUUCAGAGAUGCAAGAUUUUUCAUCAUCAAGUCAAACAAUGCUGAAAAUGUUACACUAUCAAAGGCUAAAGGUGUAUGGAGUACGUUACCUCAAAAUGAGGCCAACCUAAAUCAAGCUUACAGAGAAUCUAGAAAUGUCUUACUUGUGUUUUCUGUGAAAGAAUCAGGAAAAUUUGCUGGUUUUGCUCGACUUAGUACAGAAUCUAGAAGAGACGGAGCACCAAUUUCCUGGGUAUUGCCACCUGGGUUGUCUGCUAAAGCUCUGGGUGGUGUGUUUAAAGUGGAUUGGAUAUGUAGAAAGGAAUUACCAUUUACAGCAACAUUGCAUUUAUACAAUCCAUGGAAUGAUGGUAAACAGGUAAAAAUUGGUCGUGAUGGACAAGAAAUUGAACCAAAAGUUGCAGAAGAAUUAUGCAGACUAUUCCCAGAGGAUGAGGGAAUUGAAAUGACUCCAAUUUUGAGAAAGUCUAAAGAAGCGGCAAAACAUAUAAUGAAAUCUCGUUCAUAUCGAGAUAAUAGACCUGUUAAUAAUAGUUCUAGAUUUUUACGAUCAAGGGGUGGCAGAGGACGUAGACUUUUUUUAACCUCACGAUCUCGGUUAGCUUCUUUAGCUAGAGGAUCUUACUUAGCUGGUAACGAACACAGAGGAUCGAGAGAUCAUCAUCAUCAUCAUCGAUAUACUAGCUGGUUUAAUCGAAGCGAUUCUCCCUAUUCGAAAGGAUAUGGUAGUCCUGGAUUGGGUGUAGCUGCAGCAGCUGAAGCAUAUGUCGCAGAUUAUAUGCGUACUAUGCAACAUCAAUUACCACCAUUACCUCCUUAUGCUGCACCUCAUCCUUAUGAUUCUUUACCUCCACCGCCGCCGCCACCGAGGUAUUACGAUGGUCUACCAUUGCCUCCGGACUAUAGUGCAGCAGCUUCCGCGCUUGAAAAGCGCAGUUACGAAAGAAGUGUAGAUGAAUUUUUAUGGAGAACAGCGAGUCGUCAUAGCCGACAUAGUGAUCAUCGAUCUUCCCGUGAUCAUCAUCAUAGAUAUAGAGAUCGUAGAUAAGAAAUUUUUAAUAUUGUCUUCAU
Messenger RNA from Osmia lignaria (orchard mason bee), 2305 nucleotides. RefSeq names its product YTH domain containing 1 (gene Ythdc1). The record is from RefSeq and is a predicted model, not a curated record. NCBI's taxonomy places the organism in Eukaryota, Metazoa, Arthropoda, Insecta, Hymenoptera, Megachilidae. Gene Ontology annotation, biological process: regulation of alternative mRNA splicing, via spliceosome; mRNA splicing, via spliceosome. Gene Ontology annotation, molecular function: mRNA binding; N6-methyladenosine-containing RNA reader activity. Gene Ontology annotation, cellular component: nucleoplasm.